AUGCUUCGUGGCCUGGGCCCGGAGCUUGGGGGGCUGUGGCGGGGAAUGAUGGAUGUCAGGGUGGAGUCGCAGAUCGAUGCUGACUCUCCCAACAUCAAGUGCUGCCACUGCGACAUGGUGGAGCUUUCCGUCGCGACCCUCCAGCAUCUCGUAGAUGCCGCGCACAGGGAGAGGUACUGCGACUCCGCAUUGCAGCGGUCACUGAAAAGGGAUGCCCACUUCAUUUGGUGUUCCAAGUGCCCAGGCGGCGGCUGGGUGGAUCCAUCGCAGCCAACAUCCAAGUGUGGUUGGAACUGCCCUUUGUGCGACAACAGCUUUGUCUACUGCCCCCUGUGUCGCAGGUCCUGUGUAGUGUCGCUUGCAGGGACCAUGGUAGCAUCAGCUGCAAGCGCUUCCAUCGGUUGCGCAAAGAGGCCCUGGCUGUUGACAGCCCUCGUUGCUUUCGAGGAUGGUGGCUGCAAUUACAUGGACUGCCCCAACUGCCGUCGCCACUUCUGCUGGAGCUGUGGCUAG
This is a messenger RNA of Symbiodinium natans, 513 nucleotides long. NCBI's taxonomy places the organism in Eukaryota, Dinophyceae, Suessiales, Symbiodiniaceae. The record is from the annotation of a GenBank genome assembly.